Molecule: messenger RNA, 942 nt
Organism: Condylura cristata (star-nosed mole)
Lineage: Eukaryota; Metazoa; Chordata; Mammalia; Eulipotyphla; Talpidae
Product: olfactory receptor 50-like
Exons: 1
Coding region: 1-942 (313 amino acids)
Biological process (GO): G protein-coupled receptor signaling pathway
Cellular component (GO): membrane
Molecular function (GO): olfactory receptor activity; G protein-coupled receptor activity
Source: RefSeq, a predicted model, not a curated record
AUGAGGAACGACAAUCAGAGCAGUGUGUCUGAGUUCCUCCUCCUGGGGCUCCCCAUCAGGCCAGAGAAACAAAGCUCAUUCUACACCUUGUUUCUGGCCAUGUACCUGACCACACUGCUGGGGAACCUGCUCAUCAUCCUGCUCAUCAGGCUGGACUCGCGCCUCCACACCCCCAUGUACUUCUUCCUCAGCCAUUUGGCCCUCACUGACGUCUCCUUCUCAUCAGUCAUAGCCCCAAAGAUGCUUUUUAACAUGCAGACACAGAGCCAAUCCAUCUCAUAUGCUGGGUGUGUUUCCCAGGUGUAUUUCUUCUUAUUUUUUGGUGAUAUUGACAGCUUCCUUCUCACCUCCAUGGCCUACGACAGGUACGUGGCCAUCUGUCACCCCCUGCACUAUACCACCAUCAUGAAUCAGAGCCUGUGCUUCCUCCUGGUGUUUAUGUCCUGGGUCUUGUCUGUUGCCAGUGCCCUUUUGCACACCCUCCUCCUGACCCGUCUCUCCUUCUGUGGAGACAAUGUCAUCCCCCACUUCUUCUGUGACCUCGCUGCCUUAAUCAAGUUGUCCAGCUCAGACACCACAGUCAACGAGCUGGUCAUUCUCACCGUGGGAGUGGUGGUCAUUACUGUGCCGUUCAUCUGCAUCCUGGUCUCCUAUGGGCGCAUCGGGGCCACCAUCCUGAAGGCCCCCUCCACCAAGGGGAUCUGCAAAGCCUUGUCCACAUGUGGCUCCCACCUUGCUGUGGUGUCUCUGUACUAUGGAUCAAUUAUUGGUCUGUACUUUUUACCCUCAUCCGGUAACUCCAAUGAGAAGGAUAUGAUCGUGGCUGUCCUGUAUACUCUAGUCACCCCCAUGCUAAAUCCCUUCAUCUACAGUCUAAGGAACCGGGACAUGAAAGGAGCUCUAGGAAACAUCCUCACUAAAGGAAUAUUUUCACCAAGAUGA